Molecule: messenger RNA, 1146 nt
Organism: Ipomoea nil (Japanese morning glory)
Lineage: Eukaryota; Viridiplantae; Streptophyta; Magnoliopsida; Solanales; Convolvulaceae
Product: pheromone-processing carboxypeptidase KEX1-like
Exons: 1
Coding region: 1-1146 (381 amino acids)
Source: RefSeq, a predicted model, not a curated record
AUGAAAGAAGCUUCUUCAAAGAAGAAAGAACAGGCGAAAGGCGCAUCUUCUAAGGGGGAAGAGAAGUCGAAAUCCUCCAAGAAAAGAAAGCAUAGAUCCCCCUCAGAUGCAAGUUCUCCAAAAAGCCUCCAUCCACAAGAACCCAUUUCAGCAGAACGAACACCUCCAUGUUCGACACAAGAACCUGCUGUCAUGGAUACGGAGGUCAAUCACUUAAGUCUCCCACAAGAACCUGGCUUGCCAGAAGAGACGAGAGAAGUGAUUGCCAACCCGAUUGUUGCUGCUGAUCUUCCCACCGAAAGUUCCCUCCCACAAGAACCUACCCUUGCAGAGCAGGUACCGUAUACUCUGACACAAGAACCUGCAUCGGUAGUUGAGGAUGAAAAAGUGAUCUCUGAAAAGGCUGCUGACCCAAAAGCUGUUGUGACAAUGCCAGAAGCUGCACUAAUCCCUCCAUCAAGAGAUCAACUGCUUCGAGAAUCAAUGGAGAAUGAUUACAAUAGGGUCAUGCAAUGGCAAAAGUGGCGCACAUCUCGAUUAGAUACUCUUCUUGAAACAGCUGAAGCAAUGAAGGGUGAAGAAGAAUUCGCCUUAGAGUGGAUCGGCACAAAAGAUGUAUAUGAAGCACUGCGUCUUGAAACGAUUAGACGAGUGUACUCCUACAAAGUGACCAACCGCACUCUCGGGAAAGAUAAGGCACCUAUUUGUAUAGAGCUCAACAAGCCUCCUUUGGAUCCAGCCUUCGUUGAAGAAAUGAAGGAACUUCGUUAUGCAAUGCUCCUAUCCAAAAUCAAGACUGACUUAGAGAAAUCACACCAAAAUGAUCCAAAUUGCGAUGUCAGUGGAUCAAAGGACGAAAGUGGCAGAGAAAUUGAUGAAGAAAAUGUUUCCGAUGAGAACGAAGAAUCUGAUGACAAUGAGGAAGAAGACGAGGAUGAAGAUGCUGAUGAUGAAGAUAAUGGCGCUGAAGAUGCUGAUGAUGAUGAUGACUCGGGCAAUGAUGAUGAUAACCACAAUGGGGGUGACCCGAACUAUGACAGUGAAUCCCCUCUAUUAGUCAGCCCAGACUAUAACGAACCAUUACCCGAAAGAUCUUUAUCUCAAAACUCAUCGACCCAGGUGAUGACAAAAGGGAAGCAUCACUGA